AUGUCAAGUAUUUUGUCAGGCACCGUCCGCCGGCCGCCAAUUUAUUUGCGCGGGAAAUUACUCGGUGCGGCGCUCGGCCGUUUGAACAAAAGUACCUACGCGUGUCGUAGUUCAUUCCUUGCAGAUCUGCAAGCAAUUGACGAACUAGAAAAACAACUGACUCAGAGAGAUUCCCCGCUUUUAGAAAUUCCAUGUUGUAGUGAAAUAUGUGACGAUACAGAAGUAAUUUUGCAUAGGCGAGAAAACAGAAAGAGGCGGUAUGUGAUAGAAAGUGGUGACGAAGAUGAAAACCCAGAACAGCAGGUUAGCACAAGGCUUGAGAGCGAUUUACGGUAUGAACCAGCGGGACUUGCAAAAAGAGACAAAGAAAUUAUAAAACCGAAAAUUGUAGUCGAUUAUAACAACGCAAAAUCUUCUGUAGACCUAUCUGAUCAGAUGAUCGCAUACUCAACACCUUUGAGAAAAAGUGUAAAAUGGUACAGAAAACUUGGUGUUGAACUGUUGUUGAACAUUGCAUUACUCAAUUCUUACGUAAUUUAUAAAGAAACCACGAAGUCUAAAAUAGGGAUAGUAGAAUAUAGGAAAAAGUUGUGCAAAAAUCUAACAGAGUCGGGCAAAGAAAACAGUAAUCCUGACAUGCCAUUGACAAGAAAUAGGAGGCAAAAGCAUGAGCUAAAAAGAAAGAAGGACCUGUAA
Parnassius apollo (apollo) is the source of this 696-nucleotide messenger RNA. Lineage: Eukaryota; Metazoa; Arthropoda; Insecta; Lepidoptera; Papilionidae. The record is from the annotation of a GenBank genome assembly.